AUGAAGAAAAGAUCUGGCCUCCUUGUAUCAGAGUAAUUGUAAUAAGAUCACCAGUUCUACAGACUGGAUCACUUUAUAUUAUCACAGCUGUGAAACCUGCUACAAUUGGAAGAGAAAAAGAUGUUGGACACACACUUCAGAUUCCUGAAGUUGGAGUCAGCAAGUUCCAUGCAGAAGUGUAUUUUGACCACGAUUUGCAAAAUUAUGUUCUUGUGGAUCAAGGCAGUCAGAAUGGAACAGUCGUUAAUGGAAAUCAGAUUCUCCAGCCUAAAGCAAAAUGUCAUCCCUACAUCUUGGAGCAUGGAGAUGAAGUGAAGAUUGGUGAAACUGUGCUUUCUUUUCAUAUACAUCCUGGCAGUGAUACUUGUGAUGGAUGUGAACCAGGACAAGUCAGAGCACAUCUUCGCCUGGACAGGAAAAAGGAAUCUUCUGUUUGCCCAGCACUUAGCAAAGAAGAAAAAGAGUUAGUCAGAAGAAAAGCAUUAAAACAAAUACGGGUAAAAUAUGGUUUACAGAACACAGAGUAUGAAGACAACAAAGCAGUGAAGAACCCAAAGUACAAAGACAGAGCAGGAAAACGCCGAGAGACCGUUGGAAGUGAAGGAACUUUCCAGAGAGAUGAUAGUCCAGCUUCUGUUCAUAUUGAAAUCAGCAACAGCAACAAAGGACAUAAAAUGUUGGAGAAGAUGGGAUGGAAGAAGGGAGAGGGCCUGGGCAAGGAUGGUGGUGGUAUGAAGGAUCCGAUCCACCUUCAGUUACAUAAGACGCAUGCAGGUUUGGGUACCAGCAGACCAGCCUCAAUUGAAGAUGUUCAGAUCAUCCAGAGCAAGAACAAAAAGAACUGGGAUAAAGCAAGAGAAAGGUUUGCUGAAAACUUCCAAGAACCUAAAUCACAAAGAGAUACACCCAAGAUUACGCCUUGGGUUAGAGGGCCUGUAGAGUAA
Molecule: messenger RNA, 944 nt
Organism: Mesitornis unicolor (brown roatelo)
Lineage: Eukaryota; Metazoa; Chordata; Aves; Mesitornithiformes; Mesitornithidae
Product: angiogenic factor with G patch and FHA domains 1-like
Exons: 8
Molecular function (GO): protein binding; nucleic acid binding
Source: RefSeq, a predicted model, not a curated record